CUCCUUCAAUAUAUUCUCAAUCGCAAAGCUUUCAAUUUGUUGCAGAAAGCGUCGACUUUGGUUCUGAUAAAGAACCCGUAUAGAGCUCUCUCUUGUUGUACUAGUUGCUAUAUUGUGGUGGGUGAAGUCUACCUAUGGCAGCAGUCUCUCUCUUUUCCUCUGCUACUAGUCUCCCCACCAUUUGGAGCUCGCUGUCACCGCCAUUGCCUCGAGCCCAAGAAGCUCUUGGUACCCUGUCAAUGUUUGAUGCUGUGUCGUAUCCACGAAGACCGGGUAGAACUCGGUUUCGGACAAAGUGUUCAGUUUCAGCAAGUGUUUCUGUACAAGCUCCCUUGCCGGAGAAUGAGGAUAGAUUUAAAGUGGAAUACACUCCUUGGAUGAUUGUUGGAUUGGGUAACCCGGGAAAUAAGUACCAUGGAACUCGGCACAAUGUUGGUUUUGAGAUGAUAGAUACUAUUUCCAAAACACAAGGGAUUGUGAUGAAUACAAUUCAAUCAAAGGCAUUGGUUGGAAUAGGUUCUAUUGGAGAGGUGCCAAUUUUGGUGGUGAAGCCUCAAGCUUACAUGAGUUACAGUGGGGAAGCGGUUGGACCACUUGCAGCAUAUUAUCAAGUACCUCUACGUCAUAUCUUAUUGGUUUAUGAUGAGAUGAGCCUACCAAAUGGUGUUCUAAGAUUGCAGCCGAAAGCAGGGCAUGGCUAUCACAAUGGUGUGAAGAGUGUAGUGGGCCAUCUGGAUGGCUGCCGUGAUUUUCCUCGCUUAUGUAUAGGUAUUGGAAAUCCACCAGGAACUAUGGACAUGAAAGCGUAUCUUCUACAAAAAUUUAGUACAGUAGAAAGACAUCAGAUUGAUGCAGCAUUGGGUCAAGGCGUUGAGGCUGUGAAGACACUGGUGCUGAAUGGAUUUGACCCGAAUAUCACUAGUUUCAAUUUGAGGCAAAAGUACAAGCAUCACAAAGUGUAAUGUCGAAUUUACAGAGCAGAAGUCAAAAGCACCAUGUAACAUCCUUUAUUUGAACUAGGAGAAUAGCGAUAGUUUGUUCCCAAAGCUUGUGCUGUUUGAAGAGAAGUGGUCGUGUACAUAGUAUCGUACACUUUUUAACCUAUAUAUGUACUUGAAUUCUGUUUGAUUCCUAAAAACAACAUUUAGGUAGCAAAUGCCACCUUCUGCAUACUAGUUAUGAAAUAAUUGGACAUCAUAUUUGUUGGUUACUGAAGGAGUUUGAGACA
This is a messenger RNA of Fragaria vesca subsp. vesca, 1228 nucleotides long. RefSeq names its product chloroplastic group IIB intron splicing facilitator CRS2-B, chloroplastic-like. Lineage: Eukaryota; Viridiplantae; Streptophyta; Magnoliopsida; Rosales; Rosaceae. The coding region runs from base 135 to 962 and encodes 275 amino acids. The record is from RefSeq and is a predicted model, not a curated record. The transcript is spliced from 10 exons. Gene Ontology annotation, molecular function: peptidyl-tRNA hydrolase activity.